Molecule: messenger RNA, 3401 nt
Organism: Dioscorea cayenensis subsp. rotundata (Guinea yam)
Lineage: Eukaryota; Viridiplantae; Streptophyta; Magnoliopsida; Dioscoreales; Dioscoreaceae
Product: protein translocase subunit SECA1, chloroplastic
Exons: 20
Coding region: 126-3161 (1011 amino acids)
Biological process (GO): protein import; protein targeting
Cellular component (GO): membrane
Molecular function (GO): ATP binding; ABC-type protein transporter activity
Source: RefSeq, a predicted model, not a curated record
GUUGGAACCUUAUCUCCUCCAUCCCUCUCUCUCUCUCUCUCUCUUCUUUUUCCCUCCAAACAAGAGCUCAAGAAAAAGAAGAGAUUUUGAUCACUACCAAUCCUUCCAAAUUCUAAUCAUUGGCAAUGGCAAUGGCGACAUCCCCCUUUCCCACUGCUACGCCUGUAUCCAUGUCCAAGCCCACCGCUUUCAUCCCAAACAAGGUUCUCACUCCAUCAACCAAUUUCCUCCAUAAUCCCCACACGGCCAUCUCUCAUCUUCCCUGGAAACCCAGGAAAUCCAGAGGUCUCACCCCCCGAAGGAAGCUCCCUGAACCCGUAUCGGCUUCUCUGGGAGGCCUUCUGGGUGGAAUAUUCAAAGGGACUGACACCGGUGAAGGUACGAGGCAGAAGUACGCCGACACCGUUGGGUUGAUCACCCGAUUGGAGCCUGAGAUUUCGAAGCUCUCGGACUCGGAGCUGAGAGAGCGGACUUCGGUUUUGAAGGAGCGGGCGCGGAAUAACGAGUCCCUGGAUUCUCUUCUUCCUGAAGCGUUUGCGGUGGUGAGAGAGGCAUCCAAGAGAGUUUUGGGACUUCGCCCCUUCGAUGUGCAACUGAUCGGUGGUAUGGUGCUUCAUAAGGGAGAAAUAGCAGAAAUGAGAACUGGAGAAGGAAAAACAUUGGUUGCUGUUUUGCCUGCUUAUUUGAAUGCAUUAAGUGGGAAGGGUGUGCACAUUGUUACUGUGAAUGAUUAUCUUGCUCGACGUGAUUGUGAAUGGGUUGGUCAAGUUCCUCGGUUUUUAGGUCUACAAGUUGGCUUAAUCCAACAGAAUAUGUCAAGUGCACAAAGACGAGAAAAUUACCUGUGUGACAUCACAUAUGUCACAAACAGUGAGCUUGGUUUUGAUUAUCUAAGAGACAAUCUUGCCACAAGUGUUGAUGAACUUGUCUUGAGGGAUUUCAAUUUCUGUGUGAUUGAUGAGGUUGAUUCCAUUCUUAUUGAUGAAGCAAGGACACCGCUAAUUAUCUCAGGGCCAGCAGAAAAGCCUAGUGAUAGUUACUAUAAAGCAGCAAAGAUUGCAGCAGCGUUUGAGCGUGAUCUACAUUACACUGUUGAUGAGAAGCAGAAAACUGUUCUUCUUACAGAGCAGGGUUAUGAGGAUACUGAAGAAAUUUUGAAUGUGAAAGAUCUUUAUGAUCCUCGUGAACAGUGGGCAUUGUAUAUUUUGAAUGCAAUUAAAGCAAAAGAGCUUUUCCUGAGAGAUGUGAACUACAUUAUUCGUGGCAAGGAAGUUCUUAUUGUUGAUGAGUUUACAGGUCGGGUCAUGCAAGGCAGGCGAUGGAGCGAUGGUCUUCACCAAGCAGUUGAAGCAAAAGAAGGUUUACCAAUUCAAAAUGAGACAGUUACACUUGCAUCGAUUAGUUAUCAGAACUUCUUUCUUCAGUUUCCCAAACUCUGUGGGAUGACUGGUACUGCAGCGACUGAAAGUACAGAAUUUGAGAGCAUAUAUAAGUUGAAAGUUACAAUAGUUCCAACCAAUAAACUGAUGAUAAGAAAGGAUGAGUCAGAUGUGGUCUUUAGGGUAGCUAAUGGCAAAUGGCGUGCUGUUGUUAUAGAAAUAACUAGGAUGCACAAGACUGGUCGGCCUGUCCUUGUUGGUACUACUAGUGUUGAGCAAAGUGAUGCAUUGUCAGAACAACUUCAUGAAGCUGGAAUUCCUCAUGAGGUCCUUAAUGCAAAACCAGAGAAUGUGGAGAGAGAAGCAGAAAUAGUAGCACAAAGUGGUCGUCUUGGGGCAGUUACAAUUGCUACUAAUAUGGCUGGUCGAGGGACAGAUAUCAUUCUUGGAGGUAAUGCCGAAUUUAUGGCAAGAUUGAAAUUGCGGGAGAUGCUCAUGCCAAGGGUUGUUAAGCCAAUUGAAGGAGUUUUUGAGUCUGUGAAGAAGCUUCCACCAAGAAAGACCUGGAAGGUAAAUGAAAAUAUACUCCCAUGUGACCUUUCUGAAAGAACAAUAUCAACUGCGGAGGCUGCUGUUGAAUUAGCUGUCAAAGCAUGGGGUAAAAGAUCUUUAACAGAGCUUGAAGCUGAAGAGAGGCUUUCUUAUUCAUGUGAAAAGGGACCCAUUCGAGAUGAGAUCAUUGCACAGCUGAGGGAUGCCUUCACAAAAAUUGUUGGUGAAUAUAAGAUCUACACCGAGGAGGAGAGGAAGAAGGUUGUAUCAGCAGGCGGGCUUCAUGUGGUGGGGACAGAACGCCAUGAAGCACGUAGAAUUGACAAUCAGCUUCGUGGUCGGAGUGGGAGGCAGGGAGACCCGGGAAGCUCUCGGUUUUUUCUUAGUCUUGAAGACAACAUUUUCCGCAUUUUUGGUGGAGACAGAAUUCAGGGCUUAAUGAGAGCUUUCAGAGUUGAGGAUCUGCCCAUUGAAUCAAAAAUGUUGACAAAGGCUUUAGAUGAGGCUCAGAGAAAAGUUGAGAACUAUUUCUUUGAUAUACGAAAGCAGUUGUUUGAAUAUGAUGAGGUGUUGAACAGUCAAAGAGACCGUGUUUACACAGAAAGAAGACGAGCACUUCAAUCUGAUGAUCUGCAGCCGCUUAUGAUAGAAUAUGCAGAACUGACUAUGGAUGACAUAUUAGAGGCAAAUAUUGGUCGGGAUACCCCGAAGGAAAGCUGGGAACUUGCUAAGCUGAUCGCGAAACUUCAGCAGUAUUGCUACCUGUUGAAUGAUUUGACUCCAGAAUUGAUUGAAAGCAAAUGUUCAAGCUAUGAUGAGCUACAGGAUUACCUUCGCUACCAAGGGCGCCAAGCAUACUUUCAGAAAAAGGAGAUGGUUGAGCAGCAAGCGCCAGGUUUGAUGAAGGAAGCAGAGAGGUUCUUAACACUAAGCAAUAUCGAUAGGCUGUGGAAAGAACAUCUGCAAGCAAUUAAAUUUGUCCAGCAAGCUGUGAGUUUAAGGGGUUAUGCACAGCGAGAUCCGCUCAUUGAGUACAAACUAGAAGGUUAUAACCUCUUCCUAGAGAUGAUGGCCCAAAUCCGAAGGAAUGUUAUCUAUGCGAUCUACCAGUUCCAACCGGUAAUGGUAAAGAGCCAAGAGCAGGGUGAUGAUAAACCAUCAGGAAAAGAGGCAAACGUGAGGGAAGCUGAUAAUGAUGCCAACCCCAUUGAAGCAGCACAGGCCGCGUGAUAACUUAUUACAGUUGUGGGGAGCUUGCAACGACUUUCAUUAAAUUAAGGGGUUCAUAUCUCUCAGUACACCCUACCAAGAGAUGCUCAAACUGCCAUGAGAUGACCUGGAUAUUUGUAAUUUGAUGUAUCAUCAUCAUAUAUCACACCCCAGAAUCAAGUUAAAAGAAAUUGAUUAGUGUUUUUUAGUUUUCAUACAAAUGUUAUGUGAUAUUUAAUCUCAAAGCCAGUAAUAGUCUUC